Molecule: messenger RNA, 1707 nt
Organism: Heterocephalus glaber (naked mole-rat)
Lineage: Eukaryota; Metazoa; Chordata; Mammalia; Rodentia; Bathyergidae
Gene: Ccnp
Product: cyclin P
Source: RefSeq, a predicted model, not a curated record
GAUCUUCCUACCUCAUCCUCCCAGAGUGCUGGGAUUACAGAUGUGCAUCCACCGCACCAGCCCAGGGCCUUCACCUUAAAGGAUAUGGGAACCCAGAUGGUGUUCUGAUGGGAGGAAGGUGCGACUUGACUCAGGUGUGCACUGGACCCCUCCGCCUGCACGUGGGGACCAGGCUUGGGGCUGGGAGCAGGGAGAACAACCCGAGGCCACUGCGCUGGUCCAGACUGAUCUUGGUGAUUUAUCCCAGUCACUGUCUCAGUCACUGUGGGCUCGGUCAAGGUAAGUGAUCCAGUGCACAGGGGCCUGCCCUAAAUACUCGUUACAUGAUUUAUAGCUCUGACGUCUUGAGCUUUUUGGUUUUUAUUUUACUGUGUCAGGCUCUGAUACAAUUAAAUGCUGAACACAACACAGUCUUCUAAAAUCCUCAGGACAACCCUAUUGGCUAAAUUUUGAAACAACUCCUAUGUUAGGAUUGAGAAAGGUGAAACAGAGGCCUCUUCUAGGCGCCAGGACAAGAAUUUGGCUGAUUUAGGGGGCCGGGAGGAGGCGAGGGGGCCGACCUGCCUGCUUGCGCAACAUUCACCUUUGCAUUUGCGCCUGCCCAGGCGAAGCCAGCGCGGUGCGCGGGAGCUCAGUGCGCAUGCGCCCAGGCGCGUUCAAAGCGCCCGGAGUGCGUCCCUCCCUCCUGCUGCAAGCGUCGGGUCCUGGCUUCGCGCACGACGCCGGGCUGGAGAAUGCUGGGUCCCUCUUCCUCCUUCAACCCAAAGUCUCCGAGCGCCUCAGUCGCCGACGGCGUCGCGGCGGGCAUGAGUGUCUCCCCUGGACGCCGGGAGAGGCCCCCACAGCCUUGCGCGCCGCCAGGGCUAGAGGAGGCUCUGAGUGCGCUGGGGUUGGAGGGAGAACGAGAGUAUGCUGGGGACAUCUUCGCUGAGGUCAUGGUGUGCCGCGCGCUGCCCGGGAGGGCCCUGCCCCGCACCGUGACUCCGGAGAUGCGCGCCCUAGUGGUGGACUGGCUGGUCCAGGUGCACGAGUACCUGGGCCUGGCGGGGGACACGCUUUACCUGGCCGUGCACCUGCUCGAUUCCUACCUGCGCGCGGGCCGAGUGCGCCUACGCCGCCUGCAGCUGCUGGGCGUGGCCUGUCUGUUCCUGGCGUGCAAAAUGGAAGAGUGUGUGCUUCCCGAGCCCGCCUCCCUCUGCCUCCUGAGCGCCGGCUCCUUCUCGAGGGCGGAACUGCUCCGAGCCGAGCGCCGCAUCCUGAGCCGCCUGGACUUCCGGCUGCACCAUCCCGGCCCGUUGCUCUGCCUGGGCCUGCUGGCCGCGCUGGCCGGGAGUCGCCCCCAGGUGGUGCUACUGGCCACCUACUUCUUGGAGCUGUCGUUGCUGGAGGCUGAGGCUGCGGAAUGGGAGCCUGGUCGUCGAGCAGCUGCGGCUCUGAGCCUGGCACACCGUGUGCUCGACGGGGCGGACUCCAGGCCGGAGCCGGCGCUUUACAGCCCCGCGGAGCUGGACCCCCUGGAGCCGUGCAUGGUCCGUGCUGCCCUCCGGGGCCCCGCUCCAGGCCGCGCCGCAGUCUUCCUCAAGUACGCGCGGCCCCAGCGCCAGGGCACCAGUCUCGCUGCCGCCCUCCUGCUCCGCCACCCCCAGCCUGGGCCUCCGUGAGCGCUGAGGGCCACUCAGAAAACAAGUUCUCAUUGUGUGUCGUCUC